AUGGCACAAAACGAUCGCGAUAGAGAGAUCGCGCAGGAACAAGAGGAACAACACGAACAGGGCAUUGCGGCGGAGGACCUCGCUACAGCAAUUAUGACAGAAGACAUGGCAGACCGGCAAUCUCCUACAGCAUCUGCGCCUAGUCCUGCUGCCAACCUAUCUCUACCGCCAUUUCUAGCCUAUUCGCAGGCACAGUCGCAACUGCAGAUUGGCACGCAGAUAGGCCCUCAGAUAGGGCCCUAUUCUCAAGGCACUCAGGGCUUAUUGAGCGUCAAAUCAGGCAGUCAGCACAGACUCCUGCGUACGGCGAAGGUGGAACCAAUGGACGCUGAUGAAGAUCACCGUGGAAAUGCUGGAGUGCCCAUCGGGACCUUUCGCCAUCCGUGGCUACCACCAAUCACGAUGGUCCUCAGGCAGUUCGGCAUUCCGUGGGUCAUCGAGGAAUGGAUGGUUCGCGCGCUCAUCCGUUCUCAGUUGUGGCUCGCUGAGCGAAGUAUAUCGAUGGUGCGAUGUCAGCCCUCUCUUUGCCGUCGAACCGGCGCCCUCGAGCCAACCGUGUACUGUAACUAUAAGUCCCGUACACCCUUGGGCGCGCUGGACCACUUCUCAUUUGUGGCGCUGAGCCCGCGAACUCGAUGUCUCGAUCCUAAAUUGGAAAACCACGCCGCUGUGAUCCUGUCGAGCCCUUUUAUCUUGGAGUGCCACCAUCAUCGAGCCAUCGAGCACAUCCCCAAAGCGACCAUGCCGAAAGACAAGACCACGGCAAGGCGCGAACACGAGGUCAGCCCACAUGGAUCGGCGAAGUCGGCCUCGUUCUUGUCAAAGGAGGACGCCACGACGGCCAAGACGACGGCGGGGUCGAAGGCACCCACGAUGAGAGGGGAGUCGGCAUCGCCGAAUUACAUCUUCCACUGCAGCAUGGUGUGCAGCAGUAAUCCCACCAUCACGAGACUGUUGUCCGUCCCCUCCAGCUUCACCUUCGAGGACAUGCACGGCGUGAUGCAGGAUGCGUUUGGGUGGGCCAAUUGCCAUACCUGGAGCUUUGAACUAAGAAGGCUCUACUACGGUGAGGAAGAAGAGCGUGAGGGGAUGAAAACGAACGGCUUCGUGCCACUCAUGGUCUUUCAGACCGACCCUGAGAUGCUGAAGGACACCUUCCCGGAGUCGGCCUCCACCUAUCAGGCCGCUUCCAAGUGGACCUUGUCCGAUGUCUUCGAAGAGGAGCAGUAUCGCUUCACCAAUUUGCUCUACGAAUAUGACCACGGAGACGGUUGGGAACACGUCAUCACGCUGGUGGGGAUCGAGGAUCCUGGCUUUCGAAAGGCGAUGAUGCUGGAAGCGGAAUAUGAUAGUGCCCUGUGCUUCGCGGGUGAGGGUCAUCCCUGCGCGGAAGAUUGCGGUGGCGAACCGGGCUGGGAAGACCUCAAGCAAAUCUUCGCAAAGAAAGGAUCUCGGGCCAAAGACGGCAGGAAGAACUGGUACAAGACGUACUGUGCCAAUGGGGACGCGGAAGGACUCGACCCCUAUCGGUGGGAUAUGUUGGACGUCAACGCAAAGCUUCAGAACCUGACGAAGAAGCGGAAGUAG
Molecule: messenger RNA, 1587 nt
Organism: Cladophialophora immunda
Lineage: Eukaryota; Fungi; Ascomycota; Eurotiomycetes; Chaetothyriales; Herpotrichiellaceae
Exons: 4
Coding region: 1-1587 (528 amino acids)
Source: RefSeq, a predicted model, not a curated record